Messenger RNA from Leishmania major strain Friedlin, 1545 nucleotides. RefSeq lists its product as hypothetical. The record is from RefSeq and is a predicted model, not a curated record. Bases 1 to 1545 code for a protein of 514 amino acids. The transcript has a single exon. NCBI's taxonomy places the organism in Eukaryota, Euglenozoa, Kinetoplastea, Trypanosomatida, Trypanosomatidae.
AUGGCUUCUCCGGCUGCCUGGAAAGGUGCGCCGUCCACGGCGUCUGCCUCGGCGGCACAAACAGCAACACCAUCUACAGUCGCUAGAGCUCCCGUUUCGGGUUCCACGCCGAUGAUGAUGCCACUUUCACUGACGACUCUCGCCUCGCAGUCGCUCGAUACAAAUACGCUCCUGGGCACGCCUCCCCAGCAGCUGCUCAUCGCACAAGGAGCUGAGGGUGCGGCGACGGCGGCCUCUGGCAUGCCGUCCAUGGUGAACCCAAACCAAAUGUACAUCAUGGGUCUUCCUGGUGUAGGGAUGCCUCUUAACUACGUGACGCAGACCUUUGCACCCGCGACCGGUGCCCCCGUCAUGAUGGCUUCUGGGUCCACGCUUGCGUACACCGCCUCUGGCGCGUCGAUGGGCAGCUCAACUUACUCAAUGCUGCCCGGCGGCGGUGGCUUUCGUAACGUGAGUGCGGCGCGCGUGGCGGUCUAUCAAGCUGGGAGCACAUCUGGGGUGUCGCAGCUUCCCGCCUUGGCCACUAUGAGCGAGGACACGCUUGGCUCGUUCUCCUUCUCUUCGACCACGUCGAAGAUGACGCCUCAGUGCUUCCCUGGAGCAGCGCCAUCCUUUAGCGCCACUGGCAGCUGCACUUCAACGGGUGCGGUCCUUGUACAGGCGUCGGCAUCGGCACCGUCGGCGAACUUGCCUCCUCCCCCGCAGUACAGCAGCAUUGUGAAGUCACCAGCGGGCGGUGCUUCCAGGCCCAUCUUCGACUCUCGCCCGACACCUGUGGUGCGCAAGGGCGACGCUGGCAAGGGCUACGAGGCCGGCGCGCACUACGAAGGUCGCGUGAAGCGUUUCAACCCGAUCCGCGGCUACGGCUUCGUGUCUGCCACAUACAAGCUUAUCCCGCUGCUGAAAUACAGGCAAAUGAAGGAGGCGAAGGCACCAGGGUCCAUCAGCACGUUUGAAAAGCAGGGUCAUACUCCAGACGCGAGACCUCGAGACAGCACAGGCAGCAGCGCCGACAAGGAAGGCAAGGUGAGUGAGGACGCUUCUCUCCUUCUCGCAAGUGAUGUGGACGCCGUUGCGGCGCUGCAUGCUGAAAUCAACGGCGACGACCUUGUGUACAUUAAGGGUGUUCCGCACGUCCGCCACCCCGUCACGAUGGGCGACGUCUUUGUCCAUUACAACUGCCUGCGACGUUCGCCGGGCGAGGUGAACAUGGAGGCGAACGGGGGCUUUGUGAACCUGCCGGCCGGGUCGCGGGUGCAGUUCAAGGUCGAGGUGUUUGUCCCGGCGGAGCUGAUGGAGAAGGCCUCGGACGACAAGGAGGCUGCAGCGAUGCUGAACAACUUGGGCGUACCUGUGGAAGAGAACCCAAACCUGCUGAGUGGGGCAAUCGCGACAAAGAAGGGGUGGGGCUAUCAGGCCAUUGACGUUCUUUUGUUGCCGCCGAAGGGCACCCUGCCGGCACAAUUUGCCCCUCAGAACUCAGCGACUGCCACCGAGGACGCUGCCUCGGGAUGUGUUUCCAGCGUCUCUCUGAGCUCUUUUUAG